AUGGCCAACAAAUUAGAUACAUUGACUGUCAACUUGUCCAGUGCACCUCACCAACGUGCAUUUACCACCACCACCAGCCCUGUUGUUUUGUUCUCUGUUUUGGAUCAUUUCUUGCGUCGCGAUGAUUCUCAACAAAAAGUCAUUGGUGCUCUCCUAGGUGUUCGUAGCCAAGAUGGCAGUGAAGUCGAAAUUAGAAAUGUCAUGCCCUUGAUUUACACAUUAGAAGAAGAGAAUAUUGCUUUGGACAAGGAACACUACCGCAAUAUGUAUGAGUUACAUCAAAGAGUCAACCCAGAGGAAAUCAUUUUGGGUUGGUAUACUGCUGGCGCUGAUUUGUCUCCUGCUUGUACACCUGUUCACUCUUUCUUUGCUGAGGACGUCGCUCCCUUCCAACCUAUUCAUGUCACCAUUGAUAUAGAUGCUCUUGUCAAGACCACAGAUAUGGGUCUUCGCGCUUAUGCAAGUGCUCCUGUCGGUUUCUCUACUAACCCCGGAGAUUGCUUAUUCUUGCCUGUUCCUUGUGAGGUCAAAUAUCUUGAUGCUGAAAGAAGUGGAUUGGAUAUGCUCGCAUCUGCUAAAUCCAACGAGUCUCGUUCCGCUCCUUUGAUUUCAGACAUGGAUCAUCUCGAAAUUGCCAUCACCAAGCUCCAGGAAAUGCUCGAAAGAAUCAGCAAAUAUGUUGACAGUGUUGUUGAUGGCAGCGUCGCCCCCAACAACGCCAUUGGUAGAUACAUUAUGGAUACUGUCUCAGUUGUUCCCAAGAUUGACAGCACAUCAUUUGAAAAGAUGUUCAACUCUCAUUUGCAAGAUCUCUUAAUGGUUGUUUACCUCGCCAACAUGACCCGCACUCAGCUUUCUGUUGCUGAACGUUUGCAAUUAUUGACCGCCACUAACUAA
Mucor velutinosus is the source of this 897-nucleotide messenger RNA. RefSeq lists its product as uncharacterized. Gene Ontology annotation, biological process: translational initiation. The record is from RefSeq and is a predicted model, not a curated record. NCBI's taxonomy places the organism in Eukaryota, Fungi, Mucoromycota, Mucoromycetes, Mucorales, Mucoraceae. The coding region runs from base 1 to 897 and encodes 298 amino acids. Gene Ontology annotation, cellular component: eukaryotic translation initiation factor 3 complex, eIF3m. The transcript is spliced from 4 exons. Gene Ontology annotation, molecular function: metallopeptidase activity; translation initiation factor activity; translation initiation factor binding.